AGAGCGUUUCAGCCGGAGCUCGUCACACAGGGAAACCCAGACCAGCCCCUCCAUCACCCCCCGUCUGAACACUUCUGCAUUUCUGCUUAGGGCUGAGGGGGUGAAGAGCAGAGCGUGGAGGAUCUGUCUGGCGGUGGAGAACCCAACGCUGUCCUGCUUUGUUUAGCAGCGAGACGCAGCUGUGGGGGUUUUAUUCAGGAGCUUCUCAGUGAAGAGGAGGAGGAUGCUGAAGAUGUGGAGCUGAACGAGGCCCUAUGGAGAAGAAUGAUGGAUUAAUCAACACCCCCUCAACCACCGCACCACAGAACUCCUUCGUUCCUGUGAACGUUCCUGUGGACCAGUCUGAGGAGAACCUGAUCUGAUGAUGUUGACCAAUCAGAAGGAGCCCUGAUCUUGCAUUCAGCUAGAAUUAUGAACUCAGCACGUGCAUUUUUGCGACCGCACCCUUGAGGCACGUGACCACGUUCAUGUUGAGCCUCAUAGCACCUGGAUGGCGAACGCGAGCGACCCCGGUGGACCUCAGGACUCGGUGCAGCUGGCGGCGCUGGGGGCGAUGUUGUGCGCCAGCGUGGCUGGUAACGCCCUCUUGUGCGCACUCGUACUAAAGGACGGCUCACUACAUCGUGCACCAUACUACCUGCUACUGGACCUGUGCGCGGCGGACGCGGCACGUGCUGCUCUUGGUUUUCCAGUGGCUGCAACGGUGACGGCGACAUCUACGGUCGCACACGGUGCGAGAAUGCGUCCGUGGGUUUGGCCUUGGGCGCAUGCAUGGUGCUGUGCGGCCGCCGCGCUCGCUGCACUCUUUUGCUUUCAUGUGGCCUUCGUGCUUUUGGGCGCCAGCCUCACGCGCUACCUGGCUAUUGCGCACCAUCGCUUCUACGCCAAGCGUGUGACACCGUGUGCGUGUGCCAUGCUUGUGGCGGCGGCGUGGGCGCUCUCUGCUGCAGCCGCCCUGCCACCAGCUUUGGAAGCGGGUUCAGGGGUGUUCCCAAGUGAUCCUGAACACUGCGCUUUAGGCCACACCCCUGCACGGCCCGGUGACGCACUGGGCCUGGUGCUUACCCUCGCGGCCGUGGUGGUCACCACCCACGCCGUCUACGCCAAGACCCUGUGCUUCGUCUACGGACACCGGAAGAUGAAGCCGGCACAGCCGGUUCCUGCCGUCAGCCACAACUGGACAUUCCACGGACCCGGCGCCACGGGUCAAGCUGCCGCCAACUGGAUUGCGGGAUUCGGACGCGGCCCCACGCCGCCCGCGCUGGUGGGCGUGAGGCAGGCGCCGCGAGACGCUGGACGCAGGUUGUUGGUCCUUGACGAGUUUAAGAUGGAAAAGCGCAUUGGAAAGAUGUUCUACAUGCUCACGCUCACCUUCCUGCUGCUCUGGGCGCCCUACGUAGUCGCGUGUUACGCCCGUGUCUUCGGCGACAUACCGCACGUCUACCUCACCGUCGCUGUGUGGCUCACGUUCGCCCAGACUGCUGCCAACCCUGUCAUCUGCUUUGCUUUUAACAAGGAGCUGCGGGUUCGGUUGCGGGCAUGCUUCCCAUGCUGCAUCACUUCACAGACGCCAAUGGAACCGUACUGUGUGAUCUGAUUGGGUGAUUGAAAGACUUUGAACUGUCACAGUUCACUAACUAUUACCAUUUACAUUUGCAGCAUUUACAGUGUAUGAUGUCGUGGCAUAGGCUAGUGUUACACAGGAAGGAAGAUGUAAAGUUAGGUGAUCGGAUUUACAGAACAAAGCAAAUAUCCCAAUGUUACAUUUUAAAUGUAACAUUGUAAGGGUCCUAUUUUAACCAAUUGUGGAUCAUGCAGCUGGAUUUAGGGUCUGUCGGUGUGUGUUUGAUAUCAUGAGGGCACAAAAAAGACACCAUUUGCAGCUCAAAAUACAAUGCAAAGUCAGGAACUAAAUCUCUUAAUUAAUCAUGGGUGUGGUUAAUUUUGGGCGUAACCUAAAAUAAACCAAUCAGUGUGCCAGUUGUCGUUCCCUUUAAGAACCAGGUGAGCUCUGACUUUGGCACGUUCAUAUCUUAACAG
This is a messenger RNA of Astyanax mexicanus (Mexican tetra), 2040 nucleotides long. RefSeq names its product G protein-coupled receptor 27 (gene gpr27). Gene Ontology annotation, molecular function: G protein-coupled receptor activity. Gene Ontology annotation, cellular component: plasma membrane. Bases 491 to 1597 code for a protein of 368 amino acids. Gene Ontology annotation, biological process: G protein-coupled receptor signaling pathway. The record is from RefSeq and is a predicted model, not a curated record. NCBI's taxonomy places the organism in Eukaryota, Metazoa, Chordata, Actinopteri, Characiformes, Acestrorhamphidae. The transcript has 2 exons.